Molecule: messenger RNA, 5113 nt
Organism: Astyanax mexicanus (Mexican tetra)
Lineage: Eukaryota; Metazoa; Chordata; Actinopteri; Characiformes; Acestrorhamphidae
Product: NACHT, LRR and PYD domains-containing protein 12
Exons: 10
Coding region: 38-3721 (1227 amino acids)
Molecular function (GO): protein binding
Source: RefSeq, a predicted model, not a curated record
UUUCUUUGAAGAGGGGAGAGCGGCAUCGAUUUUCAGCAUGACACCAGAAACAAUUCUCUGUAACACGCUGGAGGACUUGUGUAAGAAAGAGCGGAACAAAUUUAGACACAUACUUAGCGAUUCUGCAGCGGAGGACUACAACCAUAUUCCAAAAUCGAGGGUGGAAGAUAUAGAGCCAACAGAACUAGCAAGGGCAAUGGUGGAGUUCUAUAAAGAACAAAAUGCGCUCGAUAUUGCUGUUCUUGUUUUGAAGAAAAUGUGGAUGAAUAACAGUGCAGAGAAAUUAAAAGAGCAGAUACGUGAGCUUAAAAAUCUAAAGACCAAACCUGAUCACAUUGAGCCGCCUUCAAAGAGACAGAGACUGUCCGGUCUUGAUAGUCCGUCUACCAAGGAAGACUCUGGGGUUAAAAAACUGACAAAGCCAAAUGAAGGAAAAGACCCUCAGAGUGCUGCAGCGAACCAUAAAAAGUGGCUUAAGGAAAAAAGUGAAUUUAUAGUUGAAGAGACGGCCACAGAAAGGAAAAAUAUUCCACUCAAUGACAUCUACACCAACCUCACCAUGACAAAAGGAAAGUGGAAAGAGUUAAAUAACGAACACGAGGUUUUGAACCCUCAAAGUUCGAAACAUUCUGAGGAAACCACAGUCAACUGCUACAACAUUUUUGGUGGGAAUGAAGGAGAAAUCAGGACGGUCCUGACGAAGGGUGACUCUGGCAGUGGGAAAACUGUCUCAGUGCAGAAAUUCAUUCUUGACUGGGCAGAGGAUAAAACCACCACAGACAUAAAGUUUAUUUUCAUUCUUCCGUUCCGUAAGCUGAACCUGUUACACGAGGAACAGUGGAGCCUCCACGAACUUUUGGUUCAAUUACAUCCAGAACUCAGGGACUGGAACUCAGACUUGUAUGUAGACCAGAAAAUUCUGUUCAUAUUUGAUGGACUUGAGGAAAGUAGAAUUUCUUUGAAUUUCAGACGAGCUGCCGCUGUCAAUACUGUUGACACAAAAUCUUCCGUGGGUUCAUUAAUUAUAAACCUCAUCAAAAAGGAACUACUUCCUUCUGCUCUUAUCUGGAUAACUUCACGACCAGCAGCAGCCAAUUUGGUGCCCUUCGAGCACAUUGACCUUGUGCUGGAGAUUCAGGGUUUCAGUGACUCCCAGAAGGAGGAAUAUUUCAAGAAAAGGUUCCAAAAUGAGAAUCAGGCCAACGAAAUCAUCUCGCACAUUAAAGCAGCAAGAAGUCUUCACAUAAUGUGCCAAUUACCAGUCUUUUGUUGGAUUUUGGCUACAGUGUUUCAGGACUGGCUGACCAAAAAUUCCAAGGAAGAAAUUCCUACAACUCUUACAGAAAUGUACUCUCACUUUCUUUUCAUUCAAACAAAAACCAAGAACCGAAAGUUUGACGAGAAAACUGCAGAGUAUGAUAGGAAACUGCUGGAGAACAACAGGGAAGUGAUUCUGAAACUUGCUGAGCUGGCUUUCAAACAUCUGCUAAAGAAGAGUGUUAUGUUCUAUGAAGAAGACCUAGAAGAGUCUGGCAUCGAUGUCAAAGAAGCUUCCUUGUACUCUGGGUUCUGCACUGAAAUAUUUAGGGCAGAAUCCAUUUUUUGCACAGAAAAGGUCUAUUGCUUUGUGCAUCUCAGCUUCCAAGAGUUUUUCGCUGCCCUCUAUGUGUUCUACUGCUACCUGAACAAGAACAUGGAGGAACUCAAGACCUUUCUCCCAAAAUCCAAGUCCCCAGCUGCAGAAAUUCCCUUGGAUGUCUUAAUGAAGCACGUAGUUGCCGAAGCCUUGAAAAGUAAGAAUGGACACCUUGAUCUGUUUCUUCGUUUCCUUCAUGGUCUAACUCUGGAGUCCAGUCAAAUACUCCUGAAAGGUAUACUGACGCAAACCUAUAGCAGUCCUGAGAGCAUUCAGAAAAUUAAACAAAACCUCAAACGGGGAAAGAAAAACAUCAACCCUGCAAGGUGGCUCAAUCUGACAAACUGCCUGGUCGAAAUGAAAGAUAGCACUCUUCAGCAGGAAAUCCAGACCUUCCUCAAUUCCAAUAAAAAUUCCAAGAAGCUUUCUCUUGCCCAUUGUUCAGCAAUGGCCAACAUGUUCCAAGCCUCAGAGGAGGGGAUGGAGGAGCUGGACCUGAAGAAAUACAACACAACAGAAGAAGGCAGAAGGAGACUGGUCCCAGCUGUGAGAAACUGCAAAAAGGCAAUCCUGUCUGACUGCAAUCUUACCCUGCAGUCAUGUGAAAAUGUUGCCUCGGCUUUGCACUUGGCAAACUCGCUUCUGAGAGAGCUUGACCUCAGCUACAAUGAUCUGCAGGAUGAGGGGAUGCAGCUGCUCUGCAGUGGACUCACAGUUUCACAAUGUAAACUGAAGAAACUAUGUCUGUCCAGCUGUAAGCUCACUGCAUCAUCCUGUACAGUUCUUGCUUCUGUUCUGUGCUCACGAAACUCAUCUUUGACUAAGCUGGACCUGAGCUACAAUGAACUGCAUGGUGAAGGGAUGAAGCAGCUCUCUGCAGGUCUAAAGAGUCCACACUGUACACUGGAGAUCCUGAGACUCUUCGAUUGUAAACUCACUGGGGAAUCCUGUAAAGACAUCGCCACUGCUCUAAACACAACAGGAUCCGUCCUGAAGGAGCUGGACCUGAGCUGCAAUGAGCUGCAGAAUUCAGGAAUAAAGCAGAUCUUUGCUGGACUGAAACGUUCACGUGGAAACCUGAAUGUACUGAGACUCUGUGAAUGUGAACUCACUGGGCCGUCCUGUGAAGAUAUUGCUUCAGUUUGGCAGAAAGCAAACUCGUCCUUAAGAGAGCUAGACCUGAGCAACAAUGACCUGCAGGAUUCAGGAGCGGCUCUUCUCUCUAAAGGGUUGGAGAGUUCAAAGUGUGGUCUGGAGAUUCUGAGGUUGUCUGGCUGUUCUAUCACAAAGCUAGGCUGUUCUUCACUUGCAUCUGCUUUGCAUUCAAACCCCACCCACCUGAAAGAGCUGGACUUGAGCUACAACAACCCUGGAGAUUUGGAAAUUAAGCGGCUUGAACAUAUGAGGAAAGAUCCAGGCUAUAAACUGGGCACCCUUAAGCUGGACAACUGUGGAGAACAAAGAGUUGCACCAGGACUGAAAAAAUAUGCUUGUAAGCUGACAAUGGACCAGAAGACAGCAAACGUACAUCUUGCGUUGUCUGAUGGGAACAAGAAAAUUACGCUAGUUGAAGAAAGUCAGACAUAUCCUGAAGAUAAACUGAGGUUCAAGCAUAAAAGACAAGUGUUGUGCGAGGAGACUCUGUCUGGGCGUUGCUACUGGGAGGUGGAAUGGAUUCGGGGGGCUGUUAUCGGCGUGACCUACAAAGGAAUCAGUAGGAAGGGAUCCAGAAACGACUGCCUGUUUGGACACUCAAAAAAAUCCUGGAGUAUUAGCUGCUCUGAAGAUGGCUGCUUGGCGUGGCACAAUAACAAGAACACAAACGUAACAAAUACCACAUCCAAGAAAGUUGGAGUGUUCCUGGACUGUCCAGCCGGUACUUUGUCCUUCUACACUAUCUCCUCUGAAGAGCAUAAACCAACCCGCAUUCACACUUUCUGCUCAACUUUCACUGAAGACCUGUAUGCAGGGUUUGGACUAGAGAAAGCUGGCUCCUCUGUCUCGCUCUCUAACACUCGGGAGGAAAAUUUGGGGGCAAUGGGACAAAUUCUGCCCAGGAUAAAGAUAAAUAUCAAAAUUCCUUAAAUGACAAAUAACAAAUUUGAUUAACCUCCCAGUCCUACAAGCUGUAUGUGUGCUUUUGCACAUCUGUUUUAGCAAUGGGUGCAACAUAAUGUAGCUGAUUGCAUUUAUUGAAAAGGGCAUCCAUAAACCUUUAGACAUAUAGUGUAGAUCAGGGGUGUCCAAACGUUUUUUUUGUUGGGGUCAGAAGGAGAAAUAUAUUUGAAGUCACGGGCCACAGACUCUGUACUAAAACAAAUAAUGAAAUAUACCACUUUAAAUAAUACAUUUUUCCUGAUUAUUUCAUUUACACACCAUUUUACUUGACUUACGAUCUUUAUCUUUGACAGUGUUGUGUAAACUAAGAUUUUUCAAAUUGAUGUUUCAUUUCAUGAUGUCUCUAAAUAUUAAACUCCUUAAUUACAGCAACUUUUAGACUCUUUGCCCCAUUUUUCUGCACUAGAAAUGCGCACUCUCUCCGCUUUUAGACUCUUUGGCCCAUUUUUCUGCGCUAGAAAUGCGCACUCUCUCCACUUUUAGACUCAUUUACCCCUUUUUUCUGCGCUAGAAAUGCGCACUCUCUCUGCUUUUAGACUCAUUUACCCCGUUUUUCUGCGCUAGAAAUGCGCACCCUCUCCGCUUUUAGACUCUUUGGUCCGUUUCUGACACCUAGCAUUCAAGCUUUGAAUCUCACAUUAUAAAAACCUGCUUAACAGCGGGCCAACUUUCAUUCUAUUUCUAAAAUACCUCGCGGGCCGCUCCAAAAAAGGAAACUGGCCGCAAAUGGCCCGCGGGCCAAAGUUUGGACACCCCUGCUGUAGAUGUAUCACAGGUAAUGCCAAAGAGAAAUCAGGGUAUAGGUUACUGGGUCAGUAAUAGUCAUUAUAAUUUGAAUUAGCAUGUGAAAAAAUGGCAUUACAUGUUUGAAAUCGAGUUGAGCUUGUCGUUUGUUUUUGGUUUGUACCAUGUGCACUAAAAUGCCAAAUGUCAUGGUACAAGAACUAGUACUGUGUACCAUGACUUUUGACACAUAUCAUGGGACACAGUAUUUCUGAAUUUGCAAACACAUUAAAUAUGACUACCCCCAAUGUAAUUAUAUCUUCUAUUCAUCUGCACCGACUAUCAGGCCUUGAUUGAACUUGCUUGAACUGUAAUAAUUCACGUGGCCUUGUCAUUGCUUGGUGUUCAACUUCACUCACAAGAUAACACCUCAAAACGUAUACAGAUGUAGACAUUCCCAAGAUGUCCCCUGAAGUAAUACUUUUUGGUCAAUUUGCACCCUGCUGUCCCAUGACUUUUAGCAAGUUAGUUUGGUAUUGUUGGCAUUAUUAUUAUUUGACUAUUUGAUUGUAUCUGUUCUCAUAGCUGAUUUUGUCACCUUAAAAUUCCAAUAAAUGAUCUACUUGAAGCUUUAAA